AUGGAUAAGGUGGAACACAGCCUCAGGAAAACUACGCAAGCAGUUAUCCAAAAGAAUACCAGCUCUCUUCCUACCACCGUUGAAGAUGCAUGUGAGAAAAUUUUGGGCAGGUUGAAGGAAAGCCAGCGAGCAGAUGCUGAAAUUCUGCUUCAUCUCGUCGUGGGUGCCCGACGACCUCUAACCCUCUCGGAAAUGAAUGUGGCAUUCCAACUAGCUACAGAUGCCCCAAAUAUCCAAGGGCAUGAUGAUCUUGAGCUCCACGAAGAGCGUCUGAAGUCGGAAAUCCGCCGAAUUUGUGGACUGGACUUCCAGGCGAGAGACAACAUUUUCGAGCAAUACCUGCCUGAAAUUAGCGCAAAGAACUAUCCACUCAUCAACUAUGCUUCGAAGCACUGGCCUGCCUAUGCGCGCGGCGUGGACCCCGGAGACGAGGUCACGCAGAACCUCAUUUAUGAGUUAUAUAACUCACACGAACCCGAUUCUACAUUUUGGUGGCGAAUUAAGGCACAUUACGCAUCUGGAAGACGGGACGACUCGAAGAAUUGCUGCUCAGAGACAUGGCUGGCUAGCUUAGAGGCCAAAGACGCAUGUGGCCGCACACCGCUGUUCAUCGCAUGCGAGAGCGGCCAAUCAGAGAUAGUUCGGAUGCUCCUCAAAGAGGGUGCGGACGUUGACUCAAGAGCUAGCGGUUGCCCUCAUUACACCAAACCUCUCCAGGUUGCAUCACGGGGAGGCCACAGCGAUAUUGCCCAAAUGCUCCUCGACAAGGGCGCUGAUAUCAACGAAAAAGAUAGGGGCGACGAUGGUCACGCCCUUAUAGCUGCGGUGUGUAGAGACUCCAUUGAAACUGUUCAAAUGCUUCUCGAUAAUGGUGCUGAUGUCAACGCACAAGGUGGCCUUAAUGGUAAGGCCUUUCGGGCUGCAUCUUUUAAGGGCCACACACAAAUUAUGCAGAUGCUACUCGUUAAGUGUGCGGAUUCUGAUCAGUACCUGAUCAGGACAGCGCAAUACGAUUGUUCAGAUGGUUUCUUAUGGGGACUGGACGAAUGUCGAGAUCGAAAGAUGCAGCUCUUCACUUCCGAUAUUAGAUCAUAA
Colletotrichum godetiae is the source of this 1095-nucleotide messenger RNA. RefSeq names its product ankyrin repeat-containing domain protein. Gene Ontology annotation, molecular function: NF-kappaB binding. The transcript has 4 exons. Lineage: Eukaryota; Fungi; Ascomycota; Sordariomycetes; Glomerellales; Glomerellaceae. Gene Ontology annotation, cellular component: cytosol. The coding region runs from base 1 to 1095 and encodes 364 amino acids. Gene Ontology annotation, biological process: cellular response to tumor necrosis factor. The record is from RefSeq and is a predicted model, not a curated record.